Molecule: messenger RNA, 381 nt
Organism: Thelazia callipaeda (thelaziosis nematode)
Lineage: Eukaryota; Metazoa; Nematoda; Chromadorea; Rhabditida; Thelaziidae
Source: the annotation of a GenBank genome assembly
AUGAUCGUUCGUCCCAGGCACAGAUUAUAUGGCAAUAUUUCAAAUCAAAUUUCGCUAACGACAACUUCUAACAACGUCACUUCAACAGUUAGCAGUAAUAAACAUGCAGUUUAUUCCAAUGGAACUCAUGAAACACCACAAUUAGAAAUGCUUAGUUACGGAAGAAAAGAAAAGCAAUCGAAAUCAGUAUCCAACAGUAUGGAUAGCAGUAAUGAUAAUUUUGAGGAUUUAAAAGGACGUGUAUCAGGAGAAACAUUAAACCUCAUUAAAUUACUUCAUUCACAACUUAUCAAUGCAGAACUUCACAAGCUGCGAAAACUUCCGGAUGAAAACAAAAGAGAAGAAAUCAUUCAAGUUUCAGGCAAACUUGAAAUCUUGUAA